GGAUCGGAGGUGAUUUUCAGGGCUUGUCUUGUCUCCGGGGCCCCUGGUGGCAGUGGGGGUGAGAGGGGCCCCCAGCAUUGCAGUUCCUCAGCCCCUCACCCACCCUGGUGAUUGGCAGGGACAGAUGGUGUGGAGGGGCUGCGGGCAGACCUGGGUUGCAGUUCCUUUUAUCGGUGGCAUGGAAUAGUCAUGUUGUCCAGGAAGGGGAUCAUCCUCGAGGAGUAUGUGCUGACCACCCGCCUGGCCGAGGACAUCAAUGAGCCCCGGUACAAAGAGAAGGAACGCCGCGCGCGCUUCGUGGCCAAGAACGGCGCCUGUAAUGUGGCCCACAAGAACAUCCGGGAGCAGGGCCGCUUCCUGCUGGACGUCUUCACCACCGUGGUGGACCUCAAGUGGCACUACACCCUCCUCAUCUUCACCAUGUCCUUCCUCUGCACCUGGCUCCUCUUUGGUAUGUGCUGGUGGCUCAUCGCCUUCGCCCAUGGCGACCUGGACAACAACGAGGAGAGCUUCGUGCCAUGCGUGACCAGCGUCCAGUCCUUCACAGCCGCCUUCCUCUUCUCCAUCGAGGUGCAGGUCACCAUCGGCUUCGGUGGGCGAAUGAUAACGGAGGAAUGUCCUGCUGCCAUCUUGGUCCUCAUCGUCCAGAAUAUUGUGGGCUUGGUCAUCAAUGCCAUCAUGUUGGGUUGUAUCUUCAUGAAGACGGCGCAGGCCCAUCGCCGAGCCGAGACCCUCAUCUUCAGCAAGCACGCCGUCAUCGGCCUCAGGAACGGUAAGCUUUGCUUCAUGUUCCGGGUGGGUGACCUGAGGAAGAGCAUGAUCAUCAGUGCCACCAUCCACAUGCAGGUGGUCAGGAAGUCCAGCAGCAUGGAGGGUGAAGUUCUGCCCCUCAACCAGAUUGAUAUCCAGAUGGAGAAUCCCAUCAGCACCAACGGGAUAUUCCUGGUGUCACCGCUCAUCAUCUGUCACACCAUCAAUAAGGACAGUCCCCUCUACAACAUCUCAUCCUCCGACCUCACCCACCAUGAGGACCUGGAGAUCAUUGUCAUCCUGGAAGGGGUGGUGGAGACCACCGGCAUCACCACCCAAGCCAGAACUUCCUACUUGGCUGACGAGAUCCUCUGGGGCCAACGUUUCGUCCCCAUUGUGGCCGAGGAAGACGGAAGGUACUCGGUGGACUAUUCCAAGUUCGGUAACACGGUGAAAGUUCCAACGCCGAAUUGUACGGCCAGACAGCUGGAUGAGGAUCGCAGCAACUUGGACAGCUUCUCCCCCAAAAGCACCAUCCGAAAACGGAACAUGGCGGUCAAGGUAAAGCCAAAGUUCACUUUAUAUAACGAUGACCCCGCGUGACCCCAUGAGAACUGGUCCAGGGGCCCCGGGGCAAAUAUUAUUCUAUGCAGUACUGGGCAAUCCUCCCGCCAGGAUGAAGAGGUCCGAAAUUCCCGUAUAGGA
This is a messenger RNA of Nanorana parkeri, 1455 nucleotides long. RefSeq names its product ATP-sensitive inward rectifier potassium channel 11-like. Gene Ontology annotation, cellular component: plasma membrane. The record is from RefSeq and is a predicted model, not a curated record. Bases 190 to 1353 code for a protein of 387 amino acids. Lineage: Eukaryota; Metazoa; Chordata; Amphibia; Anura; Dicroglossidae. Gene Ontology annotation, biological process: regulation of monoatomic ion transmembrane transport; potassium ion import across plasma membrane. The transcript has a single exon. Gene Ontology annotation, molecular function: ATP-activated inward rectifier potassium channel activity.